GACCACGACCAUUCAUUCGUCGGCAUGUCUGGAGGACAGAUCUUCCACGAGAUGAUGUUGCGACACAACGUGAAGCAUGUCUUUGGAUACCCCGGAGGCGCCAUCUUGCCCGUCUUCGAUGCCAUCUACAACUCGAAGCAUUUCCAGUUUAUCCUCCCCAGAGCCGAGCAGGGUGCUGGCCAUGCUGCUGAGGGAUACGCCCGUGUCACCGGAAAGCCAGGCGUCGUCCUUGUCACUUCCGGUCCCGGUGCCACUAAUGUCAUUACCGCUAUGCAGGAUGCGCUCUCGGAUGGAACACCCAUGGUCGUCUUCUCGGGACAGGUUCCCGUCAGCGCCAUCGGAUCAGAUGCCUUCCAGGAGGCCGACGUUGUCGGAAUCUCGCGCGCAUGCACAAAGUGGAACGUCAUGGUCAAGGACAUUGCCGAUCUCCCUAGACGCAUUAACGAGGCCUUUGAAAUCGCAACCUCCGGCCGUCCUGGACCCGUCUUGGUGGAUUUGCCCAAGGACGUUACCGCCGCCAUCGUCAACAAGCCCAUUCCCUCUAACCCCAGCAUUCCCGCUAGACCCCCUACCAGCCAGGCUCCUUUCUUCUCUGGUCUGGCCAAAGAUGCCUCCCAGGUCACCUCUCCUCAGAUCCUUCGCGCUGCUCAGCUGAUCAAUGCGGCCAAGCGUCCAUUGAUCUAUGCUGGUCAGGGUAUCCUGGCCCACCCAGAUGGUCCUGCUCGCCUCAAGGAGCUGUCCCACAACGGAAACAUCCCCGUCACAACCACUCUCCAGGGUCUUGGUGCCUUUGACGAGUUGGAUCACCGCUCGCUCCACAUGGUCGGUAUGCACGGCUCUGCCUACGCCAACCUUGCCAUGCAAAAGGCCGAUGUCAUCAUUGCUCUGGGCGCCCGUUUCGACGACCGUGUCACUGCCAAUGUGCCCCGCUUCGCACCCGAGGCCAGGAAGGCCGCUGCAGAGAAGCGUGGAGGCAUCAUCCACUUUGAGAUCUCGCCCAAGAACAUCAACAAGGUCGUUCAGGCGACUGAGGCUAUUGAGGGUGACGUGACCGAAAACUUGACAAAGUUGUUGCCGCUGAUCGAGAACUCUGAGCGCAAGGAGUGGUUCUCCAAGAUCAGCGACUGGAAGAGCCGAUUCCCCUUCUACCACGUUCAGGACCCCAACGGCACCUUGCUUCCCCAGACCGUUAUCCAGGAGCUCGACAGACAGACCGCCGACAUCAAGGACAAGGUCAUCAUCUCGACCGGUGUCGGUCAGCAUCAGAUGUGGGCUGCUCAGUACUUCCGCUGGCGCCAUCCCCGCACGCUUGUCACCUCUGGAGGAUUGGGAACUAUGGGAUUCGGACUUCCAGCCGCCAUUGGAGCCAAGGUCGGAAAGCCCGAUCACAUCGUUAUCGACAUUGAUGGAGACGCCAGUUUCUGUAUGACGGGUAUGGAGUUGGCGACAGCUGCCCAGUACAACAUUGGAGUCAAGGUCUUGAUCCUCAACAACGACUUCCAGGGAAUGGUCAAGCAGUGGCAGGAUCUUUUCUACGAGGAGCGUUACUCUGGUACACAGAUGUUCAACCCCGACUUUGUCAAGCUGGCGGAGGCUAUGAACAUCAAGGGUCUUCGCGCGACGUCGAUGCAGGAUCUUCCUGGCGCCAUGGCCGAGUUCUUGGCACACCCUGGCCCAGUUGUGUUGGAGGCCAAGGUUUGCAAGCGUGAGCAUGUGUUCCCCAUGGCACCAGCAGCAAAUGCACUCCACGAGUUCAUUGUCCAUCCUCACCAGGCUGGCGAAAGCCGCGAUUAA
Gamsiella multidivaricata is the source of this 1794-nucleotide messenger RNA. RefSeq names its product large subunit of biosynthetic type acetolactate synthase. Gene Ontology annotation, molecular function: magnesium ion binding; thiamine pyrophosphate binding; acetolactate synthase activity. Gene Ontology annotation, cellular component: mitochondrion; acetolactate synthase complex. Gene Ontology annotation, biological process: L-valine biosynthetic process. Lineage: Eukaryota; Fungi; Mortierellomycota; Mortierellomycetes; Mortierellales; Mortierellaceae. The transcript is spliced from 3 exons. The record is from RefSeq and is a predicted model, not a curated record. The annotation marks the transcript as partial.